Anneissia japonica is the source of this 2068-nucleotide messenger RNA. RefSeq names its product tetratricopeptide repeat protein 9C-like. Gene Ontology annotation, molecular function: protein binding. The coding region runs from base 288 to 893 and encodes 201 amino acids. NCBI's taxonomy places the organism in Eukaryota, Metazoa, Echinodermata, Crinoidea, Comatulida, Comatulidae. The transcript is spliced from 4 exons. The record is from RefSeq and is a predicted model, not a curated record.
UUGGGGGCAGCAUACCGUCUGUAGAUCCUCCAGCAGCUAGAUCGCGCUGGCUAGGCCACCCCUCGAUUGCGAAGGUCGUCAUCUGCCCAUGUUGUUGUUCUCAGCGACGAGCUAGCUUGAAUGCGGCCUCUCUGGUAGGCUAGCCUGAGGCCUGGAUCAGACCAACAGUUACAGCUUAGUAGGCGGCCCUAGGCCUAGCUUUGUUUUUAUACUUAAAUUUUGCAGACCUAUAAGAAAGCAUUCACAAGAUUUAAAAAAGAGUGUUAAGAACAAACAAGCAGCGAAAUAUGGCAAAUGCAUCAGAGCGGGCAAGAGCAAUGCCUUCAUCAGCAGCUGAUAGGAUCACACAAGCAGAGAGCUACAAAGUAGAAGGCAACUUAUUGUAUAAACAGAAAGAAUACAAAAAAGCAAUUGGGAAGUACCACCGUGCUUUACUCUUCCUUAAAGGCCUCCAAGACAACGCACAAAUGAAAGCAAUGAGGUCUGUGUUGCUAAGCGUGAAUGAACCUUCAAUUGAAGAUGGCUUGACUAAUGAUAUUAAGGAUAAAAUAAAGAAUAUAGAGAUUGGAUGUUACAAUAAUUUAUCAGUUUGUUUACUGCAAGAUGAUCAACCUAAUUAUGACCGAAUAGCUGAGUACUCUAUGAAUGUUAUCAAACUGGACAGCAAGAAUGUGAAAGCCUACUACAGGCAAGGCCUAGCCUACUAUCACAAAAGAAACUUCACUUCAUCUUUGGAGAGUUUUCACCAAGCAAAGAGACAUUCAAAGGACACUGUUGAUCCCAGUAUCAAGAAAUAUAUAUCCAAAUGUGAAACAGAGCUGGCCAACCAAGAUGAGAAAACAAAGGCAAUGUACAAAAGCAUGUUUUCUAAUGGAUCGGCUGGAGGUUCAUAGCAAAGAAUGCUCCACCAAUAGCAGAAGACAGAGGCAGUUGUUACUAUGUUAUGACUGUAGAUAACAUACCAUAACAAUUCUUUUAGAUAUCUUGGCAGAUUCUCACACACUCCCGCAAACUAGCAAGAAUUUUCCGGACACUAACCCAUUUUAUGCUAAUUGUGACACCUGUGAUCAACCUUAGCGAUAUUUCUAUAAAUUGCAGUGUGGCAACGAGUAAUCUCUUUGACGUGCAUUGCCCUCAGACGAGGGUCUAUAGAAACAUUGCAACUUAAACUGGCGUUGACUGUGUCGUAUGACGGUCGAACAACCAUCACACGACGAAUCCAACUGCACUCUUUGUGAGCGAUAGACAACGUGACGCAAUCUACUAAUUGUCUGUGGUAGUCUGAACUGUUCGUCAUUAAAAACGAUCUGUUGCGCACACGUCGUCAUGUUGCGUUCUGUAUAGAAUCACAUCAGCCGACGAACAUCGUACGCAGUGAGUGGCAGCGUUAAUAUGUUGCUUCAUGAUGGUAGCGCAUGAUACCGCAUUGUUGCCUGUAAUAAUAAAUAAUUCUCACUCAUGACUGCUGGUGACUUGUGUCUACAGUUGCAAAAUCUUUGUAUAGUUCAAGGCGAAAGGACUCUAAGCAAGCGUUCGAUACGUCUUAACAGUAGAAGGAUACAAGUUCAACCAAGCGGUUGAUACGGCUGAGUGCCAUCAUAUAUAAACCGCAGUUGCCAUAGCUUUUCUAAUUAAUGUAUAAAAAUCAGUAUUUCUGAUUAAAAAUGUAGUAAAAGCAAAUGCUCACUAUACUGUAAUUUGCGAUCCUCUUCAUAUUUAAAUGUAUAUUUAAAAAUAUAGUUUGUAUGUGAUAUGCUGAUUUCAUAACAUGCCCAUAUAUGGGAAAGUCACAUGUGUUAGUCAACCCAUGUGACUAACACAUGUGACUUUCCCAUAUGUUAGUCAACCCAACUCGGGUCAGAAAUUUUCGGACAAAAUUUCUUGGGCACAUAUAAAAUUUCUUGGGCACAUAUAAAAUUUCUUUGGCGCAUAUAUCGCUGGAAUCGCCUUGCCCUGCACAAUGGUGAUGAUAAACAGAGCAAGCUAUUGAUUUGAACUUUGUAUCUUAAUUGUGAAUACUCAAGCUCAAUGUUUUAUAUGUAUAAUAAAUAUGUGUUUUAAACAUGAA